Messenger RNA from Peronospora farinosa, 1005 nucleotides. The record is from the annotation of a GenBank genome assembly. Lineage: Eukaryota; Oomycota; Peronosporomycetes; Peronosporales; Peronosporaceae.
AUGCUUGGCCGCUCAAUUCACCGCCAUGCACUGCGCAAGAACCUUCCUAUUCAUCGUGUAUUCUGUUCUGCACCCAAGGAAAAAACUGUGAGUGCAGCUGUCCCAUUAGGAUCCGGUGUUGCCACCGGUACCUUAGCCGGUAUCAUCUCAGGACUCACUGGCGUUGGUGGAGGCAUUGUGCUGAUUCCGGCGAUGGCAAGAUUCACGUCCUUGCCCCAACAAGCCAUUAAUGGCACUUCUUUAGGUGCUGUAGCAAUUGCUGCAACUGUUGGUGCCUACAAUUACAUUGAAUCAGGAGCUUGCAACGUACCAUUGGCUGCAAUAGCCACACUUCCAGCUAUUAUUGGCACCAAAUACGGUGUUCAGAUUGCUCAUCGACUCACUAGCAAGAAAUUGUCAUUGAUCGUUGGCUCUGCAAUGCUCGGGUGUUCACCACUGAUUUUCCUCAAGAACAGUCCAUACAUGCCCAAGUGGAGCGACAAGCAGGAUCCAUUGGAUUUGCAGUUUUUUGUACCUCAACACAAGGAUCUUGAAGAGGCGCGUGCAAGUGAAGAUGGAAAACACUCGUCAAUUGCAGCGAUAUCGACUGCUGUGUCGGCUGAGUAUAUGGAACGCGUCAAGGCUGAUUGGAAAAGCUUUGCUUUGGUUAAUGCCAAGUACGUGGUUGCUGGUGCAGCAGCAGGCUUUAUUUCAGGAUUGUGUGGACUUGGAGGAGGUAUUCUCAUCACAUCAUACUUGACUGCUGCAAGUGACAUGCCACAAGCCACCAUCAUCGGCACUUCGUUGUUGUCUGUGGUGCCUACAGCUGCAUCGUCAACAGCUUUUAAUCUGCGAGCUAAAUCCGUUCACUUGCCGACUGCUGCACGUAUCGGUGGCUCAAUGGGCAUUGCAGUCUAUGUCACUUCCAAGUACAUUACUCACGACGUGCCUGAAGAUAUUUUGCGCGGCGUGCUAGGAACUACACUUGGUGCUGCCGCCUUCAUCAUGAUGCGUCGUGCCAUAUAG